This is a messenger RNA of Gastrolobium bilobum, 915 nucleotides long. Its product is annotated as elongation of fatty acids protein 3-like. Gene Ontology annotation, biological process: fatty acid elongation, monounsaturated fatty acid; sphingolipid biosynthetic process; fatty acid elongation, saturated fatty acid. NCBI's taxonomy places the organism in Eukaryota, Viridiplantae, Streptophyta, Magnoliopsida, Fabales, Fabaceae. Gene Ontology annotation, cellular component: endoplasmic reticulum membrane. The record is from RefSeq and is a predicted model, not a curated record. The transcript has a single exon. Gene Ontology annotation, molecular function: fatty acid elongase activity. Bases 1 to 915 code for a protein of 304 amino acids.
AUGCGAUUCCAAGUAAUACAGCCCCUGAAAUACUUGCUAUUAGACCACCCCAACAUAGUAUGGUUCCGAUGGAGCCCUACCCAAUCAUGGGGCGCCACGUGGUCCUUUCUUGUCACAGCCAUCGUCGCCUACAUCACCGCCGCACUUACCCUCCACCUCAUCCUCAAAAUCUGUCGGCGCCGCCGUGCCAUCCCACUGGGGCCCAUCCCGGCAAUCCACAGCCUCGCCAUGUCCUUGAUCUCCGUCACCAUAUUCGCCGGCAUGCUCUUCUCCUCCGGCGCCGAAAUCCGUGACACACGGUGGCUAUUGCGGCGCACCAGAACCACCCCAAUUGAAUGGUUCCUCUGUUUCCCACUUGGUAUUCGUCCCUCUGGUCGUGUUUUCUUUUGGUCCUACGUUUUCUACCUCUCUCGCUUCCUCCACUUGUUGCGAACCUUCUUCAUCAUUCUCCGUCACCGGAAGCUAUCGUUUUUCAGGCUAUUCAACCACUCCAUUCUCUUGAUCACAUCAUUCCUCUGGCUUGAGUUUUCACAAUCGUUUCAAGUACUUGCCAUUCUGUUUUCAACGUUGGUUUCCUCAAUGGUUUAUGGGUAUAGAUUCUGGACGGAAACAGGGUUGUCGCAAAGCAAGAGCUUUUCUUUCACCGCGAAUUGCCAUAUGCUGUUGUUGUGUUGUAACUUGGUUUGUCACAUUGGGGUGCUUUUGUUGCAUUUUUUGAGAGGAGGGUGUAAUGGAAUUGGAGCUUGGGUCUUCAAUUCUGUGUUGAAUGCUGCUAUCCUUUUGUUCUUUUUGAAGUCUUAUGUGAACUUCUAUUGCCAACGGAAGAAUACUAGUUGUGCUACUCAUGGCUCAUCUUUGGAUUGUGUAGAUGAUUUGGCGAAGCAUGCAAGCCUUAUUGCUAAGUCAAAAACUUAG